AGAGGAAGCAUCUGGGACAAAAUGGGCUGAACGGAAACUCGGUUCUCCUCCUACAAUUUCCCCAUUGCCAGCCUCUGCUUCCCCGAGACUCAAGACCCGAGAGGCAGCCGUCGCUUCCUCGAGGGAAGGGCGGCAGGUCAGGCUCAGGGGGUCCAAGGCCCAGGCAGGAAGGGGGUCCGAGGUGCAUGGCAGACCCAGCUUGUGUCCAUCACUACCUUUGACCGCUGCUCCGGACCUGAUCUCUUCUCACACCCAGCGCCACCUCUGCCCUGUCCUGUCCUGGCAGAGACCCCUCAGCUCCUCGGGGGCAAACCCGACCUGGCCCAGGUCGCGUGGCUUUCCCAGAUGCACAAAGGCCUUGACACAGCUCCCGGCACCUGCUGCAUCUCGGCCCCCCUUUUCUCACCCCCUUUGCACCUUAUCUGCAACACGCAGAAGUGGGGCCACCAAAGGAAGUGAAUCAGAGACAAGGGCAAGGAGAUAAACACAAGCAGCUUCACUUGAACCUUGAAGGAGAGCCAAGGGGUUGGCGGCAAGUCCUUGGGAGAUUGAGCGCUGGUUAUCACCGAGGAUGAGAGGCAGGGCCGAGUGGCUGCUCUGGGCUCUGCUCCUUCCCUUCCUGGCAGGCUCCUCUCCUGUCACAGGUCCGAAAGCAGUGAGGGGCCAGGAGCGGGGCUCCCUGGCUGUGCAGUGUCGAUACACUCCUGGGUGGGAGUCCCACGGGAAGUGGUGGUGCCGAGGAGCCGACUGGGACAGCUGCAAGAUCCUUGUUCAAACCACUGCAUCAGAGCCGGAGGUGAAGAGGGACCGUGUGUCCAUCAGGGACAAUCGGGAAAAGCGCACAUUCACCGUGACCACAGAGCAGCUCAGGCUGGACGAUGCAGGCGUUUACUGGUGUGGGAUUGCGAGAGUCGGAUAUGACCACGGGGCCCAAGUUAGGGUGACUGUUGACCCAGCACCCGCGACAGUGCCGACCACCACUUCCGCUAUUAACACGUUCACAGCACCUGUCACCUCAGGAGUUGACUCCCUGAAUAUGACCAGCCCCGGUCCCAACAGCAGGUCCCUACUCUGCAGCAUCCACUUCUUGCUCCUGGUUUUUCUGAAGAUGCCUCUGUUCCUGGGCAUGCUCAGCGCCGUCCUCUGGGUCCACAGGCCUCAGGGGAGUUCUGGGCGGGAGACAAAGUCAGCCCCGUGAGAACCAGUAGCCCCCUGCUCUUCGAUGUCUCAUCCAGAGAGAAAGACCCUCAAACAGACGAAAAAGAAAUGUUUAUCAGGCAACAACUGAGGUCAGCAGCGACCGUGGUUCAAGAGGCAACGUGGCCCCUGUUUCAGGAAACAGCCCUCUAGGCCCUGGGAGCCUAUAGCUGUGGUGCUUGGGUCUCUGGGCCUCACUCAAGGUUCCCCUUUCUCUGCACAGUCUCUGCCCUGCUUUCUUCCUGGGGCCUCCAACACAGCAGAACAUGCAAGAAGAAAUGCAAGGGAAAAUGCCUUUCCCCAGGGCCCAGUUCCCGGAGGACAAAUAUCAUCUCAAGUCGGCGAGCCGCCUGCGGUGUGAUGGAUUCUUUUUGUAUUCCAUGGGGUCCAGGGCUUCAGCCAGGAGAGGGUUCCAGAAUUCUAGCCCCUGUGAAAAUAGAAAAAUUGUACUAAAUGCUGGUGAUGUGCCAACCCCAAGUGCGAACCUAAGGAAGUUCCCAUUGUGGCUCAGAGGUUUAUGAACCUGACAGGUACCCAUGAAGUUGUGGGUUCCAUCCCUGGC
Phacochoerus africanus (Common warthog) is the source of this 1759-nucleotide messenger RNA. Its product is annotated as CMRF35-like molecule 5. Gene Ontology annotation, molecular function: transmembrane signaling receptor activity. Bases 572 to 1198 code for a protein of 208 amino acids. NCBI's taxonomy places the organism in Eukaryota, Metazoa, Chordata, Mammalia, Artiodactyla, Suidae. Gene Ontology annotation, cellular component: plasma membrane. The record is from RefSeq and is a predicted model, not a curated record. The transcript has 5 exons.